Molecule: messenger RNA, 621 nt
Organism: Diversispora eburnea
Lineage: Eukaryota; Fungi; Glomeromycota; Glomeromycetes; Diversisporales; Diversisporaceae
Source: the annotation of a GenBank genome assembly
AUGUAUCAUCCACCCAGAGGCGGAGUUCGAGGUGGUAGGACAAGUAUAGAGAAAAUUAUCUUGGCCAUUCAGUUUUUGCACCAGUGGGAAGGAAAAGAUCUUAACUGGUAUUCUAAAGAAGGAGAACAAACCCAGGCUCAAAAAGAUGAACUUAGAGCAAUAAAAGAAGCCGAGGCAGAUAAGGUUGCUACAGGAAAUGUCACUCAGCAGGAGCUUAGUAAUGUGUUAAAAAGAGAACAAGAUGAUGAUGAGGAAGAUAAUGAAAAUAUCAAGGAAGCCACUAUGGAUGCAGCUAAGGGUUUAGGAUUUAAAAGUUCUGGCCGAAUUUUGAUAAAUGAAAUGAUUCCAGGUGAAUCUGAGGCAAUAGUAGAAGAAUUUUUAAUAAAAAAGGAUGAUUCAAGACAACAUACAAAUGAACAUAAUUCAGUAAUAAUGUCCGAAAAUUUAUCAGAAGAUCAUUCAAAUAAUAAAGAUAAGCAUCGGAAACAUAAGGAGCAUAAAGAAUAUAAAAAAAACAAAGUUUCUCAGCAAGAAGUUGAAUUAAGUGAUUUAUCAAAUAGAGAUCAUAAACGGCAUUCAUCAAGACAUCAUUUUUCUGAUAAAGAUAUUAAAAACGUAUAA